Molecule: messenger RNA, 947 nt
Organism: Ruditapes philippinarum (Manila clam)
Lineage: Eukaryota; Metazoa; Mollusca; Bivalvia; Venerida; Veneridae
Exons: 6
Source: RefSeq, a predicted model, not a curated record
UGCGAGUCAUAUUUAUUUCUCACUUGGACUUGAUCGAGCGGCGCAACAAGUUACUCCGCAGAUUGAUUCGACUUUUUGGUGAAGACUUCCGUUUAACGUACUAUGCCGGAUUGAGUGUGAAAUUUAACAAUCAUAUCAAGCCAUCAUGGCUUUGAAGUGGUUUUUCAUUUUUAUUUUUAUCAGCUAUUUGAAUACAGUGUCUCUUCAACCCAAGGUUGUGUAUAAACCAACUGAGUUUCCAUACUCAAAAUGUUCUGAAAAUGGUGCGAACCGAGUGAAUUGUGAAAAGCUUAAUAUGAGUUACGACAGACAAGAGAAAGAGAGCAUGUGGCCACCAGGGCCAUACGCAAUACCAAUGUGUAAAUAUGGCUGUCCGGAAUCACAGUCUCGGGGUUGGUCGAAAAGCAAAUUAAAGAUCAAGAUGGUAGAAUUAAGUAAAAAUUCAGAAAGUGUUUCUACAGUGUUAGAUAGGAAUUGGGACCCCAAUUCCUUAUUCAUAAACGAUGACUAUUUUAAAUCGCCGCAUCGUAAAGAAAAUUGGACGCAUCUUUAUUUUUGCGUGAAAUUCCGUAAUGACACUGGACUUGAUAAAGAACAAUGGAUUCCAGGAAACUACAGCAUUUACAAGAUCGGAUCGUCAUGUCCCAAGGAAUUCGAAGAAUCCACCAGAAAAUUUCCUGUCACUGAAUUUGUGUCGCAUGGUCAUGUUCCAGAUAUUGCAGUGAGUGAAGAAGGGCAAUCUGAAAUGUUGACUAAAAUCAUCCACAUUUCAAUUUGUAAAAGAAAAAGAAAAAAAAUGGCUGACAUGGGAUACGUUCAUACAAAUCAAACAUUUAGAUUGUUGGAGACUGAUUUCAUUCUUGAAAAGGAGGCAGAUACAAAUUGCUCCCAGUUCAACGAAACAACGGUGUCUCAGGGAGCGACAUACUGUUUCUAUAGCCCAAAAG